Cherax quadricarinatus is the source of this 13627-nucleotide messenger RNA. Lineage: Eukaryota; Metazoa; Arthropoda; Malacostraca; Decapoda; Parastacidae. The record is from RefSeq and is a predicted model, not a curated record.
AUCAAGGGGGAACCGCUAAACCCGGAGGAUUAUACAGCGCCUGGGGGAGAUGUGGAAGGCAUUCAGGCUUAAUUCGGGGAACUGGAGCACAGAUCCAAUUCCCUAAAUCAAGAGCCCCUCACCAACAUCAAGGAACCUUCCUUGAAGGAAAUAAUUGAGUUUUUUUGUGGGAGUUAUCUUGAGUAAUUUAUACAUAUUAAUAGAUAAGACACCUGUAAUGAUCCAAAAAUGUGGAAGUAUACCUAAAUAAAGUUAUUAACAUUGUGGUAUAACAAGUGUAGUGAGGAUGUAUGAUAGUUUACUGAGCUUCACCAAGUUAACCAAGUGAUCCUAACUUAAACACACAUAUCAGAGAUGGGUCGAAAGGAUGCUCAAAUGCCAAGCCUUCCGGUAGACAAUUAUAGGAAACAGAUUGGUAAACAUAACAAGAGGCAGACAACCACAACUGUUAAGGACUUAAAGAAACACACUGAAAGAAACAGCAGUUCUUAUAAAGUAACUCAGGACAUCAAAGUGGUUGUGGGUGGCUUUGCAGCUGUGGUUAUAUUGGCAUAUUGCCUACUGUUUAUGUGGCUGUUUGACCCCAAGCCUGUCCAGUAAAUCUGCUUGUUUGUUACAAUAUACAGUAGCUAUUUUCAGGAAAAGGUUAUAGGAUACAAAUUUAUGGUUUUUCUAUACCAUAUAUGGGCAUACCUUGCUAAUAUGGUGGGUUAAGUUUCAGACCACCGCUGUACAGAGAAUCACAGCCUUUUUUUCAUUUGCCAGUGCAUAUAAAAGUCUAAAGACAUGUUUACACUUUCAUUUAUUAAGUGAAUGAACAUUUUGGAAGACGUAAUUAUAUUGAAGGAAGACUGGAGGAGAUAAUGAAGCUUCAUCAUCUGAGCCUUGAGUUCACUCAGUUCAGCUCUGAGUCAGCUGAAUCACUAAAAAUAAUAAAUAUAAACAUAGUUGAAAUGUGCCGUAUUAGCAAAGUGCCCUGAAGUGAGCACCAUAUUAGUGAGGUAUGCCUGUAUAUUUGAGUGUGGUUUUUGUAAAUGGGUUUUGAGCAGAACUUCAUAAGAUACAUAAUUUGAAGUCUACAUUCCUCCAUAUUAGUAAGAAAUGGGAUAAUGUAAAUAUAUAAAGGAUAAUGCAAGUAAGUACUACAAUCCCUCUUUUUUGUAGGUUCACUAUACACAAAUUCGCUUUCAUGCAAUGAUUCAUUUCUACUAGUAAUUCCUAUGUGCUACAUAAAUCCACCUUAUGUGAUCAGGGCAGUUUGCAAAAUGCUAUGUAGAUUCCUGUAAUAAGGAAUGAAAUACUGAUGACCUGAGUCAAAUUACUAGAGCUUCCAUGGGCCUGGAACACUUCUGCUGCAUAAAGCAAAGGAUAUAAUACAACUAAUUUUUAACACAUUAAAUGAAGAUUAACUAAAUAGAGGGAACAAUAAUUAACUGAAUAAUUAUUAUUAGUCAGGUUUUUAUAUUUUUAUAACAAGAUUGUGGAGAUGCAACAAUGCAGCUGAAGUUUUAACAUAUUUAGAGUAAAAUGAAUCAAAAGAGCAAUAAUUACCAUAGCUUCAAAUAAUUGUUAGGAGUCAGGUUUUAUAUUUUUAUAUUUGCAAAUUGUGGAGAACUAACAAAGCAAUAAUUAUAUGUGCUUUUAUUGCAAAUUCAGAUAAUUAUUUUAAUUUUGGUAACUAGAAGAUAAGAAGUACAUAUCAUAGUAUUAUUUCCAGGGUAGCUCUCAAAGUUCUUUACAGUGAUGGGAAGGAAGUACUGUAGUUAUGGGCCAGAUUUUCUAUAUGCAUUUAUCUAUUAGAUGUAGCAGUUUUUAUUCUUCAUGCGAAUGUGAUGACUUUGGUGCUUCAUAUUAACUAGUCAGUAAGGUGAAAACAUUACAAAAUACUAAACAGUUCAAAAAAGAAUAUUCUGCUCUCUCUAAACAGAAUACAUUCUGCUCUCUGUAAACAGAAUACAUUCUACUUUCUGUAAACAGAAUACAUUCUACUUUCUGUAAACAGAAUACAUUCUACUUUCUGUAAACAGAAUACAUUCUACUUUCUGUAAACAGAAUACAUUCUACUUUCUGUAAACAGAAUACAUUCUACUUUCUGUAAACAGAAUACAGUAGAAGUCUCUCAAUCUGACCACUUAACAAAAACUCUCAUAAAACCACUAAUAACAAAGACAGAGAAUCUGUAUCAUCACAUCAUGUCACUUUAAUUCAAGUUUAUUCUCUAUAAGGAUUACAAUGCUGAGUUUACAGAAAUUUGGUUAUUGUUUGGUUUACAUGUAGUAAAAUUGUGAUUACAGAGUGUACCACUAGAACGCUUAGCAUGGCUAGGCAUUUCGGGCAUACUUAGUUUUAUCCUUAAUUGUAAAAUAUUACAAAUUAUGAGGUAAGUUGGUUUUAUGGCUAAGUGACUAAAUACUAGUUUAUGAGUUUAGCAAUGUGAAUGCUUUUGUUUUGGCACAGUAUAUUGUCAUUUCACAUGGCAUAUUGAUGAUAUUUUCUUAACAGUAGCUUCAUAUAUAUAAUUUAUUUGUCUAGAAUGUACAGUGGACCUUUGGUUAUUGGCCGAAAUCUGUUCCAGAAGGUCGGCCGAAAACCAAAAUAAUAUUUCCCAUAAGAAUUAAUGUAAAUACAAUUAAUCCAUUCCAGACAAAAAAUAUUCAUGAAAAAAAUCAUUUUUUUUAACAAUUAUAUAAAUAUUACAUACCAUUAUUGAAGGCUAAUGCUGGCUUCUGGAAGAUAGAGAGGAGGAAAAAGGGAGGAGUUAGUGUUUGGAAGAGGAAUCCCUCUCCAUAAAGACUUUAGGUAGCAAAGCCUUCUCUGGGGUUACUUCCCUUCUUUAUCUUUUAAUGCCACUAGGACCAGCUUGAGAGUCACUGGACCCCUGUCUCACAAAAUAACUGUCCAUAGAGGUCUGUUUCUGGUGUCUCUUUAAGGUUUCUCUGAAGUGGGACAGGGUUUUGUCACUAAACAUGCUGCAGAUUUGGCUUGUUUCAGCUUUGUCAGGGUGGUACUUCUCGACAAAACUUUGCACAAAUGUUCUUAAUCAAUGAAGAAGGCACCUCCUUCACUCCCUCUUCCUCCUCCUCUGAAGCAAGUUUCUCAGCUGCAGUCUGUUGCUGUUCAAAUUGAAGCUCUUAGAGCUCUUCAGUGGUUAGCUCUUCACUGUGGUCCUCCACCAACUCUUCCAUAUCCUUGCCACUCACCUCCAACCCCAGGGACUUCCCCAGUGCCACAAUAGAGUCCACAGGGUUGGCAGGGUCAGGGUCAGCCUCAAACUCUUCAAAAUCCCUCUCUUGGACACAAUCUGGCCACAGUUUUCUCCAAGCAGAGUUCAAAGUCCUGGAAGUCACUCCCUCCCAAGCCUUACCUAUAAGGCUUAUGCAAUGGAGGAUAGUGAAGUGAUUCCUUCAUAACUCUCUUAGGGUCAACUGAGUGUCCGAGGUCACUUCAAAGCACUUUUGAAACGCUGCUUUUGUGUAGAGUUUCUUGAAGUUAGAAAUGACCUGCUGGUCCAUGGGCUGGAGGAGAGGAGUGGUGUUAGGAGGCAAGAACUUCACUUUUAUAAAACUGAAGUCCCUAAACACUUGGUCUUCCAAGCUGGAGGAUGUGCAGGAGCAUUGUCCAGUACCAGGAGGCACUUGAGUGGCAAUUUCUUUUCCAGGAGGUAUUUUUUCACACUUAGGCCAAACACAUCAUUAACCCACUCUUUGAAAAUCUGCCUUGUGACCCAUGCCUUAUGAUUAGCUUUCCACAUCACACACAAUCUAUUUUUCAUGACAUUGUUUUUCUUGAACACUCUGGGAUUUUCUGAGUGAUACAUAAGUAAAGGCUUCACUGUGAAAUCCCCACUAGCAUUACCACAACAAAAGAGUAAGCCUGUCUUUCAUAGGCUUACAUCCUGGCAAUGCCUUUUCCUCCUGGGUAAUGUAGGUCCUGUUUGGCAUUUUCUUACAAAAAAGGCCUGUUUUGUCACAACUGAACACUUGUUGGGGUUUGAAUCCUUCAGCUUCUAUGUACCCCUGGAAUUCCUGCACGAAUUUUUCAGCUGCACGUUUGUCAGAACUUGCAGCCUCACCAUGCCUUACAACACUGUGUAUGCCACUACACUUCUUAAAUCUAUCACACCAUCCUUUGCUGGCCUUAAAUUCACAAACUGCAGCACUUGUUCCAGGCAUUUUCUUUGCAAGAUCCUCAUGCAACUGCUUUGCCUUCUCACAAAUAAUCGACUCACAACACUGUCUCCCACUAAUUCUUUUUCCUUAAUCCACAAUAAUAAUAACUUUUCCAUCUCUUCCAUUAUUGGUGGCCUUUGUUUAGUUAGAAAAGUUACUCCUUUUGCAACAUUAGCAUCCUUGAUUUGUUUUCUUUCCCAGGAUGGAUGUAAUUGUUGAUUUAUUCUUGCUGUACAUCCUGGCAAGUUCCACUCUCAAACUUUUCUAUCACUUCACGCUUAAAUUCCAUGAUAUUUCUCACUUUCUUUACCACAGGAACUUUCUUUGGAGCCAUGGUUACUUAUUUCACAGUUGCACUGCAAAAAUAAUACAAAGUACAAUGGGAAAUAAGCAAAAUGUUUGGAUGUAUGAGCAGAAGCUUCCUCAGCCACCAAGAGACACGGCCAAACUGAUGAGCAAGCGGCCCCAGCCGAAUGGCUGAUCACUGAAUUAAUGGCCGAUAACCGGGCACUGAAAAAACAGCCAAUCACCGAGUUGGCCGAUAACAGAACCGGCAGAUAACCGGGGGUCCACUGUAUUACAACUGAUUCCUUGGUUUUGUUAAUUUAUUUAACAGUUAUCAGGCCAGUAACAAUAUAGUGAUUGAUAGAAUAGUACUAGACUAUGUCCUAUCAAUUCUAUUUCUUAACUAGUAUAUUUUAAAAAAGCAUUACAUAGUAAACUCUCCAUUUUACGGAUUAAUGGGGGUGGGGAGGAGCUGUUGGUUGGUAAUGGCAAUUGUGGUGGACAGAGAUGAGAAUAUUAGAGAGACUGUGAUUGAGAUUCUUAUUUUAAAUUAAUGCAUAUACAAAAUAUGCAAUAAACAGAAAGCUUAUAUAAUGCGCAACACUUCAGGCAAAAGAUAAGAUUAGUUUUACUAACUACAUAACUUAAUUUUUAUCUAUUACACGGUCUAUACAAGGUAUUAUGAGAAGAUAAAAAAAAAAAAAAGAGUAUCUAGUUGUAAAAGGAUGAGUGUAACUAAUUUCUGAACAUACAAUACAAUUUAAUGCAAGCUACUGGAAGGUUAUUUCAGCAAGCAUGGAUAUAAGAAGUCUUAAUAAAGGGAAUUACAACAUAUGGCAAAAUACAGUAUAUGGGAGUAGAAAAAAUAGCAGGAGCAAGAAGUACAGGAGGAUGAAUAAUGGACGAAAACUCAACAAGUAGGUUUCAAGAUGUGUCUAAACACAGAAUAUUUUCUGUCAUGAAUCACAUUAAAAUUAAGGCAGCUCUGAAGUAGUUGGCAGGUUGGGAACUUUUGGAAUCUUCUGGCAGAAAGUUCCAAAUUCUGGGGCCUUUUAAAAUAUAAUAACCUUUAUAUCUACGUAUAAAAGCCACCUUACAAUUGGAACAGAAAAAGUAAUGUAUUAACGUUGGUAGAAUUACCAACAAUAUGUUAAGUAAAAGGACACAAGUGCAACUAAUAUGACAUUUUAUUGUGGCAAUGUUUUGCUCUCCAGGAGCUUUGUCAAACCAUUACAAACAAUAAAUGGACACAGAGGGUAGUUAUAGGCUUAGAGUGAGGUAUAGCAGUUGUAAUAUUAGUGGAGGUAGUAGUAGUAGUAGUGAUACAUGUGGUAGAAAAAGUCAGCUUGCACAUGAAUAAAAAGGUUAUUAAAGCUGUUGCUUUGGUAGCAUGAAAAUAGGUUGGGCAAAAAUUUCUGGUUGGAUUUGAGAAGGCCUGUUUCAGUGUUCCUCCUCUUUUAUGUUCUUAUGUAGUAUCAGCAGCAACUAUGUGAUUAGCAAGAAUCCUCCUCAAAACAGUAAACCCACGCAAUACCUUUAAUAACCUUUUUACUCGUGUACAAGCUGACUUUUUUCUACCACAUGUAUCACUCUAAAGCCCAUAUAUUCCCUCUGUGUCCAUGUAUUGUUUGUAACAGCUUGACAAAGCUCCUGGAGAGCAAAACAUUCCCACAAUAAAAUGUCACAUUAGUUGAACUUGUGUCCUUUUACUUAACAAAAGUAAUGUUACUGACAUAUUUGACAGAAAACCCCUGGUUAUGCAGAACAUAACAGGCAGCCUUAAAAUAACUUUAAAUUUCAUGUGCAUAGAGGUUUUAUUCACAUUGAGUUGUGUAGAAGGAUUAUCAAACGAUGUAGUAUUUGCAUCUUGUAUUAUGCCAUUGAGUUUUAUUGCAUGAUAUGAAAGCAGAGUUUCAGAGCUGGGUUAUAUUUGUACUGACUGUAUAUUUGUACUGACAGUGGUAUGAGUGAAUGUUUUGCAUAUUUAGCAAAUUUAGACCUUUCACUGUUGAGACCCCUGAGAUUAAAAAUGCUGACAGUGUCGCAAUUUAAAAAAGAAAUAUUUCUUUUCUGAAAUGGUAAAGAAUCUUUUUCUGAUGGUAAUACCACAAAAAAUGUGAAAUUUGGUAGAAAUCUUAUGAAAUUAUGCAGGUACACAGUUGGCUAUCUGGGUGCAUUUUACACAUUAACAAUUUUGCCCGCUUUGAGUUCUGUUUUAUGCUAAUUCCACUGAUUUUUUUGACCAGAUUCUUAGCUAUUUUACUAGUAUGCCUUCCAUUUUAUCAAUUGAGAGUAAGAAAUUCAUAAAAAAAGACCAGGGAAAGGCCUUCGCUCUGAGGCUUAUUUCAAGCUACUUCCAGUCUAAAAUAAACACUGUAGCCAUUCCAUCCACUAAAGCAACAUGUCUUUUGUUCAUUAAUCAUGUCCCCAGGCCUCUCCCCUAACCUAGGAUUUAACUCAGACUCUACUUAGGUUACAUAAGAUUGGGUUAAGUUUUUUAUUUUUUUUUUUUGUAGUUACCUUAUUAUCAAUGGAUUGGUGGGAAAAUGCCAGUGUAAAAUAAAUAAUUUUUUUUUUUAAUUGAUGAAAGCUAUUAUUUUUUGGGGUAGACAGUGAUGUAAGCUGAUAAGUCUCCUUGAAUUACCACUUAGCUUUUUCUUCAUAUAUAUUAUAUGAAUUAUGUAUUUGAGUACUUUUAGUAUCCAUAACAGUAAACCCUCUACAUAAUGGAUUAAUAGAGGGAUUGUCCAAGUGUCUGCUAAGUCAGAAUACUGUAAAGUUAUAAAAUAGCAAAAAAAAAAAAAAAUAUAUAUAUAUAUAUAUAUGUAUAUAUAUUCCAGAAUUUACCCAACAUGGUACUGCACACAUAUUUUACUAUUACAUUACAAUAAAUAUUGAAAAUAAAGUUGGUAAAGGUACAAUUAUCUAGUGGGUUUUGCCCAUUAUUUUAAAAAUUUGCACCUUUCAAGGCAGGUGAAAUUGCUGACCUAGAAAAUGUACAGAGAACCUUCACAGCACGCAUAAUGGAGAUAAAACACCUCAAUUACUGGGAGCGCUUGAAGUUCCUGAACCUGUACUCCCUGGAAUGCAGGCAGGAGAGAUACAUGAUUAUAUACACCUGGAAAAUCCUAGAGGGACUAGUACGGAACUUGCACACGAAAAUCACUCACAGCGAAAGCAAAAGACUUGGCAGACGAUGCAACAUCCCCCCAAUGAAAAGCAGGGGUGUCACUAGCACGUUAAGAGACAAUACAAUAAGUGUCAGGGGCCUGAGACUGUUCAACUGCCUCCCAGCAUACAUAAGGGGGAUUACCAAUAGACCCCUGGCUGUCUUCAAGCAGGCACUGGACAAGCACCUAAAGCCGGUACCUGACCAGCCGGGCUGUGGCUUGUACGUUGGAUUGUGUGCAGCCAGCAGUAACAGCCUGGUUGAUCAGGCUCUGAUCCACCAGGAGGCCUGGCCACAGACCGGGCCGUGGGGGUGUUAUGUGGGUUUUCGAUACGUGGAUGGGGUCUCCCCGAUAGAAAUAGCACCGACCCACUGGUUAGGUGACAACUCAUCCUCUACCUGAACAGGGUAAGGAUAGUGAACAAGGUCAACAAGAUUGGUAUUUGCUCUGAGACGAACACUGUGACCAAAAGUGUUAGCAAGGAAGAAAUGGAUCUUACUAUCUCUUACAACAUGUAAGGAUGGUUCAACAAAUAGACCUUUUACUUUGCAAGAAUCACUGUCAACUAGGACGUUAUCACCAUCUGGAACACUAGGAACAACAACAGACACUCUAGUGAGGGCACUAGCUGUGACAGAAACGUCUUUCAGCAGAUGGCAUGUGACAUCAACAAGAGAUGGCAUUACUAGUUGCAAGUAAUUGUUUUCCAACAAGGCAUCCCCUGUGGAGAAACUACUACUUGAACUAGCAGACAUUGCAGGGAUAGGCUCAGCACUCAAGGUAGUCAGAGCGUCCUCGGACACUUGAGGUAACUGGACACUAUCUUGCAAGUCUGAAGUUGCAGGAACACAGACAGGAGUGACAGGAUCAGUGCCUGACCGCUUGGGUACGCUACUGGAAAAUGCACUGGCCUGUAAGGACUUAAUUCGAAUGUCGUACUCUGCGGCAGUAUGGCAGAUCUUGGAUCCAAGCUGGUAACCCCAAAAUGGUACGAUCAAGUCAUCAAUUUGGGCAUGCCAUCGAUAUAGAAGCAAAUCCCAGUAGAAGGUCACCAGGGAAAGUAAUCUGGUUGACAACAAGGAAGGAAGCAGUGAAGUCUCUACCUUGGAAAACCCACAUGACAGGGGCGUUGACCCCCUGAACUCUCUCCAGGUAAACUCCAGGUAUGAAAUGUUUACUAUAAAUAUUGCAAGGCUUGGAGACUUGGUGUAAAACACUAAUAUAGUAAUAUAUUAACUCUAGGGUUUAUCGUCAAAAAACUUACUUGUAGUUCAGCAGCAUAUCACCCACAGGAUGGAUACGGGGUGCAUAAUAAAGAUAUUAAACUAACUACUAAACUAGUUCAGCAGGUAAUCAAUCAUGUGGUAUUUUGACAGUCUUAUAAUGCACAAUAAGCCACAACAGAUUUUACUGGCUAUUUGUCUGUUGCUUGAUUGACGCUUGCUCUCUGAAGCUCAGUUCCUUGUGAUACAGUCAUUCCUACUAAUUCACAGGUUACAUUCCUAGAUACCUAAUAGAACUCAAAACCGAAUAAUUCAAAAUAAGUCUACCUAACAACUAUGUUCCAGAGUUGGGUUUGUUUUGUAUUUUAAAGAUUAUCUCUAAUAUAUCACUAAUAUGGUUAAUAUUGACAUUCCUAAGAAAUAAUGAUCAGGUUAAAGAGAUUGAGAUAUGGGAAAGCCAUUGAGUCAGAAAAACAAUGUAUAAUCAAAUCUAUUUUAUGGCUGACUUACGGUAAAUCAUUGGAUAACUGAAAUCCACAAAUAUGGAAGCCUGUGAAUUUGCAAGGACAAUUUAAACUUCUCUCUCUCUCUCUCUCUUCAACCCUGACAAUUCUUGACUAGAUUGACUUGGCAGUUUACUUCUGAAUGACUGUUCAAACUUUUGAAUCAUAGAAAUAUACCUAGCUGAAUGAUUCUUAUUAGAGCCAGCUGUCCAAGUGGUUAAUGUACUGGUCUGUGAGUUUUAGGACUUACUUGUCAUGGGUUUAAGUUCCAUCCUUUCUGUGACUUGAUUUCUCUCGAAUCAUACAUGUAUACACCCUGUUAAGUUCUGGCACAUUCCAUGAUAUCCUCCAGUACCAAAUUCUUGUAAAGACUUACUGGUAACUCAAACCACAGUCUGUUGAGCAGGAGAGAAUAUCUGUCAGUUAUGACAUGUGUCACCACACAACUGACUGACAUUGUGAUAUGUUUUCAAAGACUAUGUGAAAAUACAGAAAAGCCAGUUCACCAGUAAUAUAACAGUUCAAACUAUAGAAGUUGACAUAUUUUAUCAUGUAUAAGAGAAAUAGAGUACAAAUGUCCCUUUGUGCUGAAAAACUUUAUUAUUAUAUGUAUGAUUUAAAAUGACUAGAACCCAUUAGGUAUUUAGGACACAAAUUUUAUAAGUACCUUGAGUCCUGGAGAUGGGAAGUACAGUGCCUGCACUCUGAAGGAGGGGUGUUACUGUUGCAGUUUAAAAACUGUAGUGUAAAGCACCCUUCUGGCAAGACAGUGAUGGAGUGAAUGAUGGUGAAAGUUUUUCUUUUUCGGGCCAUCCUGCCUUGGUGGGAAUCGGCCAGUAUGAUAAUAAAAAAAAAUACCUACAUAUAUUAUUAUUAGCUUGCUACUUUCAGUACUAGCCUUCUGCUGUUUUAAACAGUUUGCUCUUAUCUCUGUUAACUUGCUGCUAUCAUGACCAAUUUUUUGUCAUGCUGCAAAAAUCAUUACAGUGUAUCAAAAUAAUUCAGUCCAGUCACAUUCCACAGUUCAUUUCUAUAAUUUGUUCAGUCAUAGACCACCAGUCACAUUCCACACUUCAUAUCUGUAAUUUACUCCAAAGUCAAGCCAUAAGUUACAUAAUAAAUUUUAUCACAGUGUAAUACGGAAAAUUGUUGGUUGGGGAAAAUUAUUUAGUCUUGAUUGAAGGAUAGGGAGAUUAAAUUGGAUUCUGUUCCUCGUAUUAUUAUUAUUUUUUUUUUAAACCAACUGGUCACUGUCUAUGUGGGUCUACCCUUCAAGAGAGUGAGGGAGUCUUCUUGGCAAAGGGCUUUUGAGUCAGUGAGUUCGAGUUACCCUACCCUUGGAUCAGAGCUGAUUAUCUUCUAUUCCACAGGAGCUUAAUGACCCAUACAAAUAUAGGUGUUCCACUUGAACAUAAUAAUUAUAAGCACCUAGCAGGUCCGGCUUAGGGCCAGACACGUGAAAGUAAGAGAACUCUCAAAAACUAUCAAAGAUAGUAGAUCUACAAAGUCAUGAAGCCUAUGACUUGUGAAAGAUGGACUUGUCUAGUCACAUAAUAUUUUUUAAAUGUAUCUUAGACUGUUCAUUUGUUCUGUUCCUGUUUUAACAUCUGUUCAUGAAGGGGUCACAUGUUAAUACCAGUUGAACUUUGGCAGUUUCAGAUGUUAAAGAUCUGGAACCAUCAUCUGACAUAUUCUAUCAACUACAGGUAUACAUGCUAGCGCAUUAUUUUGAACCAUCACCUGACAUACACUAUACAUACUGGUGUAUUAUUGUAAUUAAGUACCGAACCCAUAUCUAGGGCCAUACAGUGUCAGGGGAAUGGGAGACAAUCAGGUGUGAUCUGUGGAAGGGAAGGAUAGUUCCAAUUCCUUGAAUCAAGAUCACACCAACAUCAGGGCACACCCAACUGUUAGAUCCAAGUAGGUAUAACUAUCAUAAAGUGAAAAUUUCCUGUCACCUUACGCAAGAAAUAGAUGUGAAGUGAACAUGUGAUUUUUCAUAUUUUCAAAUGCUGUUAAACAUUGACAAAAUGUUUAUUCUGAUAAAGCUGAACAUAUCUAAGCUGCCAUAUAUUAAGUUUAUUACACUUACAUAUAAAGUGCCAGUAAGGUGGCUAUCAUGGCACUGCACCAAUUACAUUAUGUUUACCUGACCAAGGAACUAAUAUUUAUAUUUUUUUCAAACUUCUUUAAUGUUAUUAUUCUAUUUCAUUUACUUUAAUUUGUGAAAAGUUAGCUUUUGGUAAAGUUUCUGUUGGAAGUAAUGUAGAGUACUGUACUGUUUUCAAGCAGUUACUAAAACAUUACACAAAUCUUGUGUAUUGCAUGGCAAUUUAUUCAGUUUUGAUUAAAAAAAAAAUUGUAUACAGGUACAAUUUUCCACUUCUAUUGAAUUCUUAUGUGCACAAUGUUUUCAGAAAUAAUAUAAUUUUACUAUCUUAUAUUUCAUUAUGUACUGUACUUUUUAUACAGAAUAGCUUAAUUGAUAUUUAUUCUUUUCUAUAAAGAUAAUUUAGCCCAAAAAUUUUUAUAGUAUAAGCAUUAAUUGUUUAAUUAUUUUUAAGACCUGUGUCAGAAGGCACUUGUCAUGUUUCCUGAUGAAUAAAAAAUUAGCAAUUCUGAUUAUUACUUUUGUAGUGUUGUGUUACGUAUGAUAGUUGUAAAUACAGUGGAACCUCUACUUGCGAGCGCCUCUAUGUGUGAGUUUUUCCAAAUAUGAACAGUCGAUGGGUCAGUUUUUUGCUUCCAGUCGCAAGCAAAAUUUCCAUAAGCGAGCAGACCUCAAGGCAGGUGCCUUGAUGCUGGUGAGGGGCUCUUGCUCUUAAUCUAGGGAAUUGUAUUUCAUUUGUUUGUUGGACUAUCUUAUUGAAACUUGGGCAAUGUAUGAUGGAAAGAUGCUUCUUAACGUAAUAAUAAUAUGUAUAAUAAUAAUAAUAGUACAAUAAUAUAAUACAAUAAUAAUAAUAAUAUAAUAUGUAUAAUAAUAAUACAUAUAUAAUAAUAAUGUACUACAUAAUAAUUAUAAUAAUAGACGACUUCAAAAGGCCGUCACUAGAUGGCAGUGUUUACCACAACAAAGAGGGAGCAGUUGUGGCCGCCUGCAUCUGUUACAUGACAUAUUUUAUGCAUUCUGGAGUAUAUAUCAGGUUUCUGUGUUAUUUAUAUUGUUUAUUAUUUCAUAUUAGAUGAACUGUGAUAGAUAAAUAAGCCAUAGAGUUGAUGAUAGCGAAAUAUUCAAGGAGUAUUUUGUCCUGUCUCCAGACAAACUCUCGUUGGCCGCUGCCACACAUAUACGUACUGUAAUGCCAUAUUUUAUUCAUUGUAGAGCAUAUAUCAGGUUUCUGUGUUAUUUAUAUUGUUUGUUAUGUCAUAUUAGAUGAACUGUGAUAGAUAAAUGAGCUGCAGAGCUGAUAUUAGCGAAAUUAUUGAAGUAGAGGUUCCACUGUAACAGCAAUUUUCAGCUACAGGUUGUAAAGGGUGAAGAUAUGCUUGUGUUACUUAUGAAUUAGUUUAUACUAAAGUAUGCAGGUGGGCCCCACUUAUACAGCAGGUUAGGUUCCGGCCUACUGCUCUAAAGCGAAAAUCACUGUAAAGUGAAACAGCCUUUUUUUCACUUUCAAAUGCAUAUAAAAGCCUGAUGAUAUGUUUACACUGUCAUAUAUUAAGUGAGAAAUAGAGCUAAGCCUAAAAAAUGUACACAUUACUUACCUUAAAAUAUUUUCAUCCUUCACCUAUAGGGAGUGGUAAAUAUAUUUAUUGUAGGAAGUCUGAAAAAAAUGAAGAUUGGGUAUAAUUGAAAACUGCUGCAUAAGCAAAAUGCUGUAAAGCAAAGCACUGUAAAGCGAGGCCUGCCUGUAAUCACUCUUUAAUUCCAGUUUAGGUGUGCUGCACAAAUAAUAUUUAUAGAGUUGGUGCUUCUUACAUGUAUGUAUGCGUGUAUAUGUGUACUCACCUAUAUGUGGUUGCAGGGGUCAAGUCACAGCUGCUGACCCUGUAUGUGUGUGUGUGUUACCUACCUGUAUGUGGUUGUAGGGGUCGAGUUAUAGCUCCUAACCCUGCAGGUGUGUGUGUGUGUGUGUGUGUGUGUGUGUGUGUGUGUGGAAUAAUAACAUAGAGAUGGUAAGAAUGAUGAUGCUGGUGGUUGCAAGAUGAUCAUCCUGCUGUGUGUGAGCUGUAUUGGUAAGGUUUUGAUGAGUACUUAUACUAUUUUCUUCGUAUGGGCCAUUAAGCUUCAAAAUUAUAAUACACCACACAAUAAAGCAUUAAUAUUUGGAAAA